Meriones unguiculatus (Mongolian gerbil) is the source of this 438-nucleotide messenger RNA. Its product is annotated as pro-adrenomedullin-like. The record is from RefSeq and is a predicted model, not a curated record. NCBI's taxonomy places the organism in Eukaryota, Metazoa, Chordata, Mammalia, Rodentia, Muridae. Gene Ontology annotation, cellular component: extracellular region. Gene Ontology annotation, biological process: adenylate cyclase-activating G protein-coupled receptor signaling pathway; regulation of systemic arterial blood pressure; positive regulation of heart rate. Gene Ontology annotation, molecular function: hormone activity; adrenomedullin receptor binding. Bases 1 to 438 code for a protein of 145 amino acids. The transcript is spliced from 3 exons.
AUGAAAGUAAGACCUGAUGUGGCUCAAGCCCAGCUGGAAGUUCAUGACAGAUGGGAUAAGCGGGCGCUAAGCAAUGGAGAGAUGGAACUGCAGGCAUCCAGCACCAAUUCCUCGGGACUCGCUGGUGAGGAGAAAGUUUCUACCUCAACUCUUGUUCUGGUCCAGGUCAAGGAGAGCACAUCUAAAUCCCCACAAGCCAGCUCCCAUAGCUCUCCAUGCUGCUUAGGGACCUGCAUACUGCAGAAAUUGGCCCAACGGAUCUGCCAGUUAACAGACAAAAGUAAGGACGCUGUUGCCACCCAAAACAAGAUCAGCCCUCAAGGCUAUGGCCGCCGGCGCCGGCGUUCCCUGCCAGAGGUCCUCCAGGCCCAGACUGUGGUGUCCUCCCAAGAGCAGACACAGGCAACAACAGCCUCCGGGGACGGGUGGCAGCAAUGA